Messenger RNA from Medicago truncatula (barrel medic), 2068 nucleotides. Its product is annotated as hydroquinone glucosyltransferase. NCBI's taxonomy places the organism in Eukaryota, Viridiplantae, Streptophyta, Magnoliopsida, Fabales, Fabaceae. The transcript has a single exon. Gene Ontology annotation, molecular function: UDP-glycosyltransferase activity. Bases 100 to 1533 code for a protein of 477 amino acids. The record is from RefSeq and is a predicted model, not a curated record.
GAGAUUAAAAGAAACUCAAUAUUAUAGUUUGUCUCAAGAGUACGAUAUAUAUAAUUUGAAAGACCAAACCAUAAGCCACAAACAAUCAACUGCAGUUCCAUGGCUAAAACAACUCAUAUAGUAGUAACUUCAAUUCCUGUGUUUAGCCACCAAAGUUCUAUUAUUGAGUUUUGCAAGAGACUAAUUCAUCUCCAUCACCACAUUCAUGUCACUUGCAUCUUCCCCACCAUUGAUGCACCUAUCCCUGCCACCCUCAAAUUACUUGAGUCUCUUCCUUCAUCCAUAAACUGCACUUUCCUCCCUCCAAUAAACAAACAAGACUUGCCACACGAUGUUGUCUUGGAAAUUGAACUCGCGGUGGUUCAAUCCAUGCCAUCUCUUCGUAGCUCGUUGAGGUUACUGUGUUCAACUUCAACAUGCACACCGGUAUCAGCUUUGGUUGUUGAUCCUUUUGCAAGUCAUGCAUUAGAAAUAGCAAAAGACUUAAACCUCUUAUCUUUCGUAUACUUCCCACUUUCUGCCAUGGGAACUUCACUCUUUUUGCAUUUACCGACACUUCAUGAACAAGUUUCAGGUGAAUACAAAGAUCACACCGACCCUAUUCAGAUUCCGGGUUGUAUCCCUAUUCAUGGCCAAGAUCUCCCUCCUGAAUUUUUUCAUGAUCGAUCUAGUCCUGCUUACGGUUUUUUUCUUCUACAUUCCAAGAACUUUUCUCUUGCUCAUGGUUUCUUGGUGAAUAGUUUCUCAAAAAUGGAGGCAAGUACAGCGAGAGCCUUGCAGAAAAUGCACAACAAUAGCACCCAAUUAGUCUAUUUGGUUGGACCAAUCAUACAAAAUGGUUCAAAAAGUAUUGAUGAGUCAAAUGGAUCAGAUUGUUUGAAAUGGUUGGAGAAUCAAACACCAAACACUGUUUUGUAUGUCUCCUUUGGAAGUGCAUGCACUUUAUCUCAACAGCAGAUCAAUGAACUAGCAUUAGGGUUAGAGGUGAGUGGUCAGAAAUUCUUGUGGGUUUUGAGAGAACCUAGUAAUUCUAUUAAUGUAGGAAACCAUAGUGCUACCAAUGAUCAUGACGACCCAUUAAAGUUUUUACCACAAGGGUUCUUAGAGAGAACCAAAGAACAAGGGUUAGUUGUUCCUUUUUGGGCCCCGCAGACUCAAAUCCUAAGCCACAUUUCAACCGGUGGAUUUUUAACACAUUGUGGUUGGAAUUCGACACUGGAGAGUCUUGUGUUCGGAGUGCCAAUGAUAACUUGGCCAUUGUUUUCAGAGCAAAGAAUGAAUGCUAUGUUGUUAGAGGGACUCGGAGUUGGUUUGAAGGUAAGAUUUAAUGAGAUUGGCAUAGCUGAAAGAGAUGAAAUUGCUAAGGUGAUUAGAGAUCUAAUGAUAGGUGAAGAACGAAGUGAGAUUCGACAAAGAAUUGAAGAUCUUAAAGAUGUUGCUGCUGGUGCAUUAGCAGAAGAUGGGUCCUCUACAAUGGCGCUUUCUUUAUUUGGCACUCAAAUGAAAAACUUAUCAUUAUGCAAUGAAAUUUAAUUCAUUGGCUGAGGCUGUGAGUUUAUUUCAAUGUGUUUAUUACAUUUUUUUUCUUCCUUAAUGUUGAUGUUGCACCACAAUGAUACUUGAAGUUGGUUUGUUUUAUUAUAAUUAUUAGGGUUAAUAUGUCUUUACCUCCUUAAUUUGGACGAAUUCCGGUUUAUCCCUUAAAAAAUAAAAGUUUAGAUUCCAACCCUAAAAAAAAUAAAAAUAAUAAUAAUAAUACAGUCAUCACGCCACAUAAUCCGAUAUGCACAGUCAGCAUGCCACAUCAGCUCGUCACGUCAGCAAUUAUGCACAGUCACAUAGGUCAGGGGCUAAAAUCAAAGAAUCUUAAUUUACAGGGUUGGAAUCUAAACUUUUUUUUUUAUAGGAGGGGUAAACCGGAACUCGUCUAAAUUACAGGGGUAAAUACAUAUUAACCCUAAUUAUUAUAAAAUUGUACAAUAAGUUAGUUUAAGGAUUAUGUUUGGUGGACACACCUUUUCCCAUAUUUUCUACCACCUUAUGUGGCAUGUAAUUUCCUUUUUAUUUA